Messenger RNA from Cucurbita maxima (winter squash), 3192 nucleotides. Its product is annotated as aminodeoxychorismate synthase, chloroplastic-like. The coding region runs from base 286 to 3033 and encodes 915 amino acids. Lineage: Eukaryota; Viridiplantae; Streptophyta; Magnoliopsida; Cucurbitales; Cucurbitaceae. Gene Ontology annotation, biological process: L-tryptophan biosynthetic process; folic acid-containing compound biosynthetic process. The record is from RefSeq and is a predicted model, not a curated record. The transcript has 15 exons.
AGGGAUUGGAUCAAACGAUAACCUCAUACAAUGAUUUUGGAGUCGGUAGAGUACCUCUUCAACCGAAGAAUGUCCGUAUCAAAUUCAGUUGGUCAAUCAGAGAGCACGUCCCGCCCUUUUCCAUACCACAAUAAGUACCGCCAUUUCUAUUCCCUCGACUCUUGUGCCGCUCUUCCACUCCCGGGUCCACUCUCGAGAGUUGGAAGGGAGGUGGAAACCAUAGAUGGAAUUAUGACCAUCCAUUAACACGUUCAUAAGAGAAAAAAAAAAACGAAAAAAACAAAAAUGAUUACGGGUUUACGUUCAUUGUCAUCCGAGCUCAAAUUUCGGGAUGGCGGUAUGGUGUAUACAAGCUUGAGUUCACUCACAUCAAAUGAUUUUGUAAGAAUUUAUUAUCUCGAACAAAAAAGGCAUUGUAAAGCAUUAAGGAAAAAUGCUGGAAUGUUGUCUUUAUCUUGUCCGACAACUUCUAAGCUCAUGGAAGGAUCGUUCAUGAGGAAGAAACAGCUACAUAAGCCUCCUUUGAAGCUUGAGUUUGUGAGAACGUUGUUGAUCGACAACUAUGAUAGUUACACAUACAAUAUUUACCAAGAUUUGUCUGUCAUCAAUGGAUGUUUUGGCAGAUCAUCUCUACGCCUAAUGAAGAACUGUGGAGUGCCUCCUGUGGUCAUACGAAAUGAUGAAUGGACAUGGGAAGAUUUAUGUCAUUACUUGUAUGAAGAGAAGGCAUUUGAUAAUAUUGUUAUAUCACCUGGGCCCGGUUCUCCAACAUGUGCCAAUAAUAUAGGAAUAUGCCUACGUCUACUCCAUGAGUGCGAGGAUAUCCCCAUUUUAGGUGUUUGCCUCGGGCACCAGGCUUUAGGUUAUGUGCAUGGUGCUAAAGUUGUUCACGCAAAUGAGCCAGUCCAUGGACGCCUAAGUGAAAUUGAGCACAAUGGUUGUAGUCUUUUCAAUGGCAUACCAUCUGGGAGAAAUUCAGGGUUCAAGGUUGUAAGAUAUCAUUCGCUUGUAAUAGAUCCCGAAUCGCUUCCCAAGGAACUAAUUCCAAUAUCAUGGACGUGUUCCACAGAUACCCAAUCAUUUCUUGAAAUUAGCAAUGCUUCCUCAAUUUCAGAUGCUCAUGGCAUAGUUUCUAGUGAUUCUAUGUCAGAAGUACAAAAAUCUCUACGUGUUUGGCCUCUCAACAGCCAUCAAAAUAUGCAAAAUGGAAAAGUUCUCAUGGCAGUUAUGCACUCCGUCAGGCCUCAUUAUGGUGUACAGUUUCAUCCAGAGAGCAUUGGGACCUGUUAUGGCAGAGAGAUAUUUAAGAAUUUUAGAGAAAUCACCGAGGAUCAUUGGCUUAACUAUGGACCAUUAGUCACCUGCAAAGAAAAUGUAGAUUAUUCUGGAAAUCAAAUCAGGCUAAGGAAACCUGUCUCUCAAUUAAAUCAUGGAACUUUUCCCAGUAGAAGUAUUGGACAUAAUGGAGUUGGUAAAAAAGGUGUUGGCCUGUUUGAUCUUGUGAAUCUUUCAUAUCCCAGCAAUGGAGUCAAAUUUCUGAAGUUGGCUUGGAAGAAAUAUGAUCAUUUAGCUUCUGAAGUUGGUGGAGCUAGAAAUAUAUUUUAUCAAUUGUUUGGACAUCAUAAAGCUGAAAACACGUUUUGGCUGGACAGUUCCUCGAUUGAAAAGGGAAGAGCACGAUUUUCAUUUAUGGGAGGAAAAGGUGGAUCACUGUGGAAGCAAAUGGUUUUCCAGUUAUCAGAUGAAAGUGGUCAUCCUUUUGAAGGAGGAGGCUACCUGUCAAUUGAAGAUGCUCAAGGAUCAGCAACCAAAACAUUUUUGAAUGAUGGUUUCUUUGACUAUCUAAACAAGGAGCUUUCAUCUUUUCAAUACAAAAGGGAAGACUAUGACGAGCUUCCAUUUGACUUUCAUGGUGGAUAUGUUGGCUACUUCGGAUAUGAACUCAAAAUAGAAUGUGGUGCACCGUACAACCAACACAAGUCCAGAACUCCAGAUGCGUGUUUUUUCUUCGCUGACAAUCUUUUGGUCAUUGAUCACUCUUCGGAUGAUGUUUACUUGUUAUCCAUACAUGAAGAAUGUAAUACUUCUACAUCUUGGUUGGACGAUGCUGAGCUCAAACUUAUGGAAUUGAGAACUUCUGUUCCAGAGAAGUUAAUUGAAGAAAGUUCACUCAAUGUGUCAUUUACUCCGUGUAAGGUCGAGUUUGUUGCCGAGAAAUCGAUGGAGGAAUACAUGAGCGAUGUCGAGAAGUGUAAGCAAUACAUCAAAGACGGCGAAAGCUACGAGCUGUGCCUCACAACCCAAAUUAGGAAAAAAAUUGAGGAAACUGAUGCCCUGAGACUUUACCUCAGGCUCAGAGAAAGAAAUCCGGCACCUUAUGCUGCUUGGCUAAAUUUUUCAAAAGAAGAUAUAUGUAUCUGCUGUUCAUCACCUGAACGGUUCCUACAGUUGAAUAGGGAUGGUGUUCUGGAAGCGAAACCCAUUAAAGGUACUACAAAGCGAGGAGUGACAACAGAGGAAGAUGAACUGCUCAAAAUGCAGUUGCAGUAUAGUGAAAAGAACCAAGCGGAAAACUUAAUGAUCGUUGAUCUUCUAAGGAACGACCUCGGUCGUGUAUGUGAACCGGGUUCUGUUCAUGUUCCACUUCUCAUGGACAUAGAAUCAUAUGCAACUGUGCAUACUAUGGUGAGCACAGUUCGAGGCAAGAAACAGCCAAAUGUAAGCGCCAUUGACUGUAUAAAAGCAGCAUUUCCUGGUGGUUCAAUGACAGGAGCACCAAAGUUGAGGUCCAUGGAAAUCCUCGACUCCCUCGAGAAUUGUCCUCGAGGUAUUUAUUCGGGUUGUAUUGGAUAUAUCUCGUACAAUCAGACAUUUGAUCUUAAUAUCGUGAUAAGAACAGUUGUUUUACAUCAAGGAGAAGCGUCCAUUGGAGCUGGAGGAGCUAUUAUUGCCCUCUCAGAUCCUAGUGAUGAAUAUGAAGAAAUGGUGUUGAAAACACAUGCUCCCUCCAGGGUGGUUAUGGAAUUCUCUUAGAACUUUUACCUUGAACCUCAUCAGAUCUUAGCCUUCAGAAAUCCCCAUAGUUUCCUUUUCCCUCUUUUAUUUGUAUUUUAAAAUAUAUGUCAUAAAAAGAUGUCUUGUAUUACAGAAUAGCAGAACGCAUUCAGUUAUAUAAAAGUUUAUUUUUGUUUA